GCUUAUUCGAGUCAGAACGUUCCGACGGCAAGCAAGCGAAAUCGCUUGCAUGACUUCUUCCUAGAAGUUUUCUUAAGCGUCAAAAAAAGUGUUUCAGCUUCAUUUCCACAAGUUCUUCUUCAUUUUCGUAGCUUCCUUCUGAUUCUGUAGAGAAGUAUGAUCUGAAGUACCUAGAGUUAGAAGAUUCUCCUGAGAGCAGAAGUGUUGAAUUAUAUAUGUUUUGAGCUCUAACUUGUUGCUUGGACGAAUCCAGGUUGCAAGGUGAGCACAUCGCGCAAUUGCUCAACUUCGGUUUUUUGGGACCGCAGAACGCUCUCUUUGCGGAUCAACAGAGAUUUUGGCUCAGUAUGACGCGCUAUUCAGAAUCGUGUCAGCGGUAUCGCGAAGUCCACUUAGCGCAAGUGGUCAAAGACGAACAUAAACUCAUAAACCGGUUUUAUUGUUAUGGAGAUGGAUGGAUGGAUGGAGGGGCAUGGGCAACAUGGGUUUUUUUUGCAGGUUGCUGUAGUUGUAGUGAGUUCAAGAUUCUAAUCAAGAUUGACCUAGAACAAGGAGGCGUGUGGUCUCCUUUACUACAACUGAAACUUUCUUAUCCUAGUUCACACCUAGCCCUACUAGCCCUACUAGGCCUACUUAUCUUGAUUAAUCAGCACCUUCAUUAUAAGAAGUUCUCUAUCUUCUCGUUCUCCGAGAUUCGACCAUGUUCCUCUGCAUCUAAUCUCCGGAAGUUGUUCCCCACUGUCUAGCAAUGUAUGCGCAGAUGCUGGAAGCUGUGGCCUUUUUGCAGGGCUUGAGAAUAAUACACCACGACUUGAAACCAGACAAUUUCUUCGUGAACCUGGAGCGAAGCUACGGUGAUAUCGUAAAAAGUGGAGGCGGCGGCAAGGCUUGUAGUAUUAAGGCUCGUCUUCAAGAAGACAGAGGAGAAGAAACAGCAAGUCCGUCGUAGAAGUAAUUGAUUUUGAUGAGUAAGUGUACUAGACUUUCAGCAUGUAUUUUUCUUUGCACUGUUCUUUCUGCUUCAAAGCUGAUUUUGGUUCAUCUUCUUGUUCAUAGGAGGCCUUGAGACGCCAUAAUGAUGCUCAAGAAUAAUGCCACUUUACCUGUCUCAGUUUUUUUGUAUUGUUCUAGUAUUCGGUAACCUGAUUUUGAGAUCCUAAGGGAAAAGAAGAAGAGAAUACUUGUGAUCAAAUGCAGGUUACCAAAUGCCAGAGCUGCCAUACACUUUUUCUUGGAUUGUUCGCUCGUCUAAGAAUAGGAUGAGUAGCGCAGUGCUGCAGCACCUGACAAAAAACCCUUUUCCUCAUGUGGUCGUAGCUGACUUCGGAGAGGCCUCAGUGCUGCCGGCAGACGAAUGUGGUCUGGGGGAGAGGACGAGAGGCGAGGUAAGAAAUUCCAAAUUUUAUUUGAGGGUCAUGGUCGUAUUUUUUUCCGGUCAUUCCGAAAAUCUUCAGUCCCACCGCCGGCUGCGUUCCGUGGAGCCAUUCCCUACUACUUCGUUCAUGUAGGUUUUUGUUAUAUCGUCCAGCUCGAUACUUCUGCUUCAUCCUUUUCUUUGUUCCAAUCCCGUAACGCUAACAACUCCAAUCUCCUAUCAUCUCUAGUAUAAUUCCAAAAGCAAAGAAAACCACCUAGGACUUAGACUUCGCGAUCGGAUGGUCACAAUCGGGUACGGGAGGUGAGAAGGCGCGUGGCGCGAUUGAACUUCAACCGCCAGAGAUGGCCUUACAGUCGAAUUUGCAAGACCGUGCAAAGGCUAGCUUUGACAGGAGGAAAGGUUACGGAGACAAAGCAUGUUGUAAAUUCUGUCUUGUAGUUCACCCACACCACAGGACAAUAUUUAUUUAAGAAAAAGACAAACAAGAGUAAGAGGCUGAUCCUAAUAUAGAGUAAGCAGUACUACUACAUAGCUUUGCAUCCACCUCCCGUAUUUCCUGUAUAGUGAAAUCCCACCCGAACUUUUGAAGCAAGAGCAACGCCUUCUACUCCACCCAAAUCCCCCUCGAACUUUUGAAGCAAGAGCAACGCCUUCCAAACCAAAUGAACCCAAAUGAACCCUGCUCUAACUUCCGGUCUCCAUCGGCCUCCAAGCGGAUGUGUGGGGUUGUGGGGUGCUUUUCUUCCACGUCCUCACUGGGGGUGCUCCCUUUACAGAAGGGGAAGUAAUGGCCUUUGGGCUAAACCGAAGACUGCCUAUUGUACUUAAGGAGCUGGAACUUCCGUUUGAAUCUAAUUCUUGUAGUUCUUCUAGUUGUGAAAAUUGUGUUUGAAUCUUGUAGUUCUUCCAUUUCUUGAAAAAUGAUCUUGUAGUUCUGGUGCUCAAACCGACGUUUUGAAGGGGAAUAAAAAAGAUCAUGGGUUUCUCUUUUUUGGUUCUAAUGUACAGCCGAAACACGUGAAGAAAUUGGCCUACUCGUCUGUCCUAGAGAAAUUUCUUCGGACCGUCUUAGUACGCGACAUGCAGAACCGACCUAGCAUUCGAGAAGUUCAGAGUGUUUUUUAUUCCGAUCUAUUGCCUGAAUUUUUGUCUACUUCUACGGGUACUACGGAAACUACAACAAGAACUUCAUCCACUGCGGCCAGAGGUCCAUAUAAAGGAAUAUGGAAGGACGAAUCGGAUACGGAUAAAGACGCUUUGAACUACGCGAAUAGUGCAGCUUCCAACCUUCUGUCUUUCCAAGCUGUUGCUCAGGCGAUAAGGAUCAGCUCGCCUUCUUCGUCUCCUUUAUCACAGAAAGCAGCAUCUGCUUCACAGAAUGGAGGAGCAACUGGAAGUGGAGCAAGGUCAUCAGCUUUGUCAUUUUAUGGCUUUAUUUCAUGGUCAGCAUUUUUCCAUUUCCAUUUUUGUUUUUCUCGGCAUGAUCCUGGUCCUCUUUUGCCUUGUGUUCUCAUGAAAUACAAGGUCGGGAAAGGGGUCGAGAUGAGGGGACCAAAAUGGAUUAAAGCUGAGGCUAAUUUAUUAAAGAGGGUUAAAAAGAAUAGACAAUCGUUCACUGAAGAAACUUCGAGAAGAUGUCAGAAUCAAUAUCUUCCAAGCACUAGAAGUAGGGCUCUAGCACUACUAGGGCUAGGCUGCUUCUACUCUCAGUUCAUCAGAUGGUCCAGCUGAAAAUUUUCCAUCUUUCGCCUCUAAUCCUUCUCCCUCUCUACCCAAGACCUACACGAUGCUCCGUUCCUCCGGUCGAAAAAAGCUAUGAUUGACGAAUCCGAACGCAUACGACGCAUUUUCGAGAAGCCUACUUUGCCAACGGUCGUUGUAGAGAAGCAUAAGGUGGCAACCAGACGCAGGAGAGAACAGGACUCUAGGAUAAUAGAAAAUCGGAGAGAACAAAGAAAAUUGAUAGCGGAGAAGAAAUUUGGUGGUUCCAUGAAGGACCGAGGAGGAGGUGGAGGAGGAAUAACAAGUGGUGGAGGAGGAGGUUGUUCUUUAGGAUUAGGACGAGGUCACGACCUCCGACCUGAUGCGUCAAUGGACGCAAGUAUGGCUGGCAGCGGUGGUGGUGGAGGCUUGUGCAUCGAAAACUACGGCUGUUACCAUAUAGAAACACUCAGGUGUGGAUCGUCAUCUUCUUCAAGUUCUUCAUCUUCAAGCGGCUUUCGUACGUUACACGUAGUAGAACAUCUUCAAAGUCAGUUGUACAUCAACAUGGACGAGGACAACGAUCAACAACAGGGCACUGACAGUUCAUUUUCAAGUACGUCAACUCCGAUGCUGACAAUAGAGGACACGGCAUCUUCUGGUCUGGUGAACUUGCUAGGAAAAGACUGCCGAUUGUGCACUUUCCAAACUGCUCCUCCUGAACAAAUUGUGGGUGAAGAUGGUGUCAAGGACAGGCAGAAGAAGUCUAAAAAUCUUCAUGAUCAGGAACCGCAAAACAACAUCAGCAAUACUCAGGGUCGUCAGGUCGUGGAAGACAAACCAGGAGGACCUUCCAACAACUCCAGAGUUGUACAUCCACAUCAAGAGGAGCAGCCAUUUGUUUACUAUUUUCCUCGCGUAGUAGCAUCUCAAGUCUUGCUUUUGGGUGCCGAUUUCGCGUGCCUUCCCGUUGAGAAUAGGACUACCCAACUUCUGUUGGACACGCGCCGUCGCGUCUACUACUGCAAUCCACAACUGGUGAAUGUCAGAGCGUUUGCAACUGCGGAGAGACAGGAGCACCAUCUCCAGGAUCAUGCGAUGAUCGCGAAGCAAAAGGAAAAGCAGGAAGAUGUUUGCGUAUUCCCCGAUCCUCAUAAAUUGAUGGGGAUGCUGAGAGAUGAUUCCUUUUGGAAGUUCUUGCUGCUGGAGCAGGAUGGGACUGAGACGAAUAAGAGGAAGAAUAAAGACUUCUUGAUCUUAGAAGAAGUGUCAUCCUUCGAAACAGCCUCGACCACGGGUGCCAUGCUGCAAUUAUGGCGAAGGUUACUGUACAUCAUGUGAGUGUAGUAAUUUUUCGUUUGAACAUCAAGUAGGAUUAGAUUUUCGCUUCUAUCAUCUUUAUCGAUGACGUUUUUAGCGGUACUGUUGGAGCUGGUCGUGGUCCAUUUUGAAUAAGAAUAAAUCGAAAUGAUCAUACACAGACGAGAUGCAAUUGACACCGAUUGUACUAGGUGAACCGCGACCCCCGACUGUUUCUGUUACUACUUAUAAUACUUCCCCUUCUAAUCCCUCGAAGACUACUAGCGCGACAAGACCCAGCCUCGUACAGCGACGGAAAGGAUACCUCAGAAUUGCAAUUGCAAACGAUUAGGUCCUUCGAGUCGUCUGCUCUCUCGGGUCGUAGGAAAUCGCUGACAAAACUAGGCUUUUCUGCAGAGUCAGCAGAGAGUACAGGAGACCAGCAGAUAAGAGGAGAACAGCUACAGGCUACGACUACAGACGAAGUGGAUGCCUACACAGCUGGCGCGUGCGGUGCUGAGGACACUUCCACUAACUCCCUUGCUUCCACAUUGAAAAACGCACCGUUUCCAUCAGCGAAUCAAGAAGCAAGAGAGCAUUUGCAGUUAGCAUUGCAGCUUCCUGAUUUGCAGGACACCGUACUACACCGAUCGUCAGCAUCCUCAAGUCGCGCAGGGGGAGGAGCUAGUGUGUCGAAGUCAAACGCGUCGCCUAUCGUUGCAGACUCCUUUGCGGACGACAAUUUGUACUCGCCUUUCUUAUGGAUGUUGAAAGAUAAAGUUUUAGAAUCGACUUGAUCUUGAUAAGUACUCAUCGCUGCGCAAGUGGAAUGACAAUGAAUUAUCGGCAUGCCUGCCUUCGAAGGUGAGACCUCUGGGGCUGACAGGGCCACGACAACGCCGGCGCUUAGUUAGUAGUAGAUAAGUACUUCCCUCCUGGCUUUUAUUUUUUCGGUUUUUGCGUUUUCUAGUUAGGCUGGCUCCACCAGUAUUAUCAGCAUGAUCAUAUCAACCUACGACUCCUCGUUGUCCUGUUCUUCUGCUUCAUCCAAAUGUUGAACAAAGUCUGUCAACACUGUCUCUACAACUCAAGUGCUCAUCUAUCUUCAAUGUAGAAGAAGUACUCCUCUCACCCUCAGUGACAAUGUUGAUCCCCUGUUCCUGAUGCCUUGACUCUAAUGCUAGCCCCGUUCCUCGUGUUGCUUCUAGUCUGCUGCGGGAAAAUGAGUGGGUCGUGCCUGCUGACAGUGGAGCAAACCUUAUCUCUGAUGCACAGCGUGUACGCAUGGGACUUGGACAUCUUAACGUCCACCAACAAUGCACGAAUGCUGCUGGCGACAGUUACAGCCUAUGUUAAGGCAGCUACAAGGUGGAAUCUACUCCCAUUUUCAGAGGCAUCGUCCUGUUCCCGUUUAUAAAGAGAAAAGGGGGCCCAAGAUGCUGCUGAAGAUGUGCAAAAAAGGACAGCCAUGAUUAAGAAAUAUUACUGUGGUGCACACCCGCCACGCGGCUGGGUAAUCACCUUAGCUCUAACUGUGUAGAAGAAUACAAAGUGCUGAAGAGAAAACAACAGCAGCAGCAGCAGCAGCAGCAAGUAGUGCAAUCUGUUGGACAAGGACCGGGAGGGAAAGAGCAACAGCUGGUCACUGGAAACGCACAAUUGUGGGAACUGCUCUCUGGCAUUGAUCUUCAAGUGGUCACGAAAUUUUGAUGAGAACUCAAAAAUCGGACUGAUGAGAAGAUGGGGGAUAUUUCUAAUUUUUUUUCCGUAUAUUUUGUAUCAAUCUUUCUAAUCUUGGACUGUCAGGUACUAUAAUUGACAUAGUUGUUACUCAUCUAUCUGAAGGAAUUACUCAUAAUAUGUUCACAGAGUCUUCUCUUCUAAGUAUGUUUUUAUUCGUUGCUGGUCUUCCUUGAUGCUCUACUGCAGAUGAAUACUUGCAGCCUGUAUACUAUAUAUAAUAUUUGAUUUUUGAUCCGUAGAAAAAUUGCGUAUUAACAUCCAUGGUCGUUGAGUAUUUUCGUGGUCGUUUAGUUCAUCUCAGUUUCCGUGACAUUAUGACAUAUGUUGAAGCUGAGGUUGAUCCAAGUGACUUUGUGAAAAUAUGUACAAAGAUACGCAUAGAUACAGGAGGACGAAGGGGAUCUGUUUCUUCUCUUUAGGCGGGUGUAAAAACAAGGAGGUGGUACAAGCUACUACUACUGCUGCUGGCAUCAUUUUUAGUGCAAGAUUUCACCACUAGGUACUAUGCUGAAAGAUUUCACCACUAGGUGCUAUGCUGAAACUGAAUGAGUA
Amoebophrya sp. A25 is the source of this 6673-nucleotide messenger RNA. The record is from the annotation of a GenBank genome assembly. NCBI's taxonomy places the organism in Eukaryota, Dinophyceae, Syndiniales, Amoebophryaceae.